AUCUUCAAUUAAUAUUUGAGUUUCGAAUGUAUACUGUAUAGUUCCAAAUUUGGAAGAAGUCUCAACAGUCAGCACUGGCUAGGCUGGGCGGGAAGAGCUCAGGGUUCUAAAGACCAAGGCUAUGGCGGAAAAAAAGAACCGGUGGAGUUGGGACUUGGGCGGAUUCGAGCCAUGGAAGUCGUCGCCUCCGCCUUCAUUUGGCUGUGAUGAUCAGGUACCUACUUCACCGUUGACGAGGAGGUACUCCAUCUCGACGUCCUCGGUUAUUCCGCGUUCCGAGCUCUCCAGACUCUCCAUGGUCUCCAAGGUUCAGCGAUUAAGAGAUAAAGUCAAGCUUGCUAGAGAAGACUACUUGCAGUUAAGACAAGAAAUGAGUGAACUUCAGGAAUAUUCAAAUGCUAAGCUUGAUCGAGUUACACGAUAUCUUAGUGUUCUUGCUGGGAAAUCCCGCAGGCUAGAUCAAGCCACCCUUGAGACCGAAGCAAGAAUAUCUCCGUUGAUAAAUGAGAAGAGGAGAUUGUUCAAUGACUUAUUGACAGCCAAAGGAAAUAUUCGUAUAUUUUGCCGUGCAAGACCUUUGUUUGAGUAUGAAGGCCCCUCAGUUGUUGAAUUUCCAGAUGACUGUACCAUGCGGGUAAAUACUGGUGAUGAAUCCUUGUCCAACUCCAAGAAAGAUUUUGAAUUUGAUCAAGUUUAUGGACCUCACGUUGGACAAGCUGAAUUGUUCAGUGAUGUUCAGCCGCUGGUUCAGUCUGCUUUGGAUGGAUAUAAUGUUUCAUUAUUUGCUUAUGGACAGACCCAUUCUGGAAAGACACACACGAUGGAAGGAUCUAGCUAUGAUCGAGGUUUAUAUGCUCGUUGUUUUGAGGAAUUGUUUGAUUUAGCCAACUCUGAUUCUACUUGCACUUCUCAAUAUGAAUUCUCUGUUACUGUUUUUGAGCUUUAUAAUGAACAGACAAGGGAUCUGCUUUUGGAGGUGGGGAAAAGCACGUCCAAGCUUUGCUUAGGAUCGAUGGAAUGUUCUGUUGAAUUGGUGCAGGAAAAAGUUAAUAAUCCUCUGGCGUUUUCUAGGGUUUUGAAAGCCGCAUUUCUGAGUCGUGGAAAUGAUGUGUUGAAGUUUAAUGUCUCUCAUUUGAUUGUCACCAUACACAUAUUAUAUAACAAUUUGAUCACUGGUGAAAACUCAUACAGCAAGCUUUCUUUGGUUGACUUGGCUGGAAGUGAAGGUUUAAUAACAGAAGAUGAUAGUGGGGAACGUGUGACAGAUUUGCUUCAUGUUAUGAAGUCACUUUCAGCUUUGGGUGAUGUUUUGUUUUCUUUGACGUCAAAGAAGGACGUUAUUCCAUAUGAAAAUUCAGUGCUGACAAAAUUGCUUGCUGACUCACUUGGUGGGAGUUCAAAAACUCUCAUGAUUGUAAACGUGUGUCCAAAUCUUUCAAAUGUAUCUGAAACUUUAUCAUCUCUCAAUUUCUCUGCUAGAGCUCGAAAUUCUGUAUUAAGCCUGGGAAAUCGAGAUACAAUUAAGAAGUGGAGAGAUACUGCAAAUGAUGCACGCAAAGAGUUGUAUGAGAAGGAGAAAGAAAUCCAUGAUCUGAAGCAUGAGGGACUGGGGCUUAAGCAAUCAAUUAAAGAUGCAAAUGAUCAGUGUGUCUUACUAUUCAAUGAAGUACAGAAAGCAUGGAAGAUUUCUUCUGUAUUUCAGACUGAAUUAAAGUCAGAGCAUAUUAUGCUAGCAGAUCAGCAUAAGAUUGAGAGAGAACAAAAUGCUCAGCUAAGAAAUCAAGUUGCUCAACUGUUACAGUCAGACCAAGAUAAAAAAUUGCUCAUCCAACAGCAAGAUUCAACCAUCCAAAGUUUGCAGGAUAAGGUUAAAGCCCUUGAAAGACAGUUGCAUAAAGCCAUUAAAUCCAGUGGCACAGGACCAGAUUCUGGAACUUCAUCCAAUGCUAAGGCAGCUGGCGAUGGUGUGGAUUCUUCUGCUGCAACCAAGAGACUGGAAGAGGAACUCAAGAAACGUGAUGCUCUGAUUGAGAGGUUACAUGAAGAAAAUGAGAAAUUGUUUGAUAGGUUAACUGGGAAAUUAUCUCUGGGCGGGUCGCCUCAGUUGUCAAGUCCGUUAUCCAUGGGAUCAGAUAAUGUUCAUCCUCAGGAUAUAGGGAGGAAUAAAAGCAACAAAGCUAGAGCUCAAUCUGUGGAUGCUCUUCCUUCACAUUUGGCCACAGAAAAGAAUGAUGGCACAGUUGCUUUAGUAAAAUCCAAUCCUGAGAAAGUUAAGUCUACCCCGGCAGGUGAAUAUCUAACUGCUGCGCUGAAUGACUUUGAUCCUGAUCAGUAUGAAGGCCUUGCUGCUAUGUCUGAUGGUGCAAACAAGCUGUUGAUGCUGGUUCUGGCUGCCGUCAUCAAAGCUGGUGCCUCUAGAGAACAUGAGAUACUUGCUGAAAUUAGGGAUGCUGUUUUCUAUUUUAUCCGGAAAAUGGAGCCAAAGAGAGUAAUGGACACCAUGCUUGUUUGCCGGGUCAGAAUCCUGUAUAUAAGAUCUUUGCUUGCUAAAUCACCAGAGCUGCAAUCCAUUAAGGUCUUGCCAGUUGAGUGCUUCCUAGAAAAAGCUAAUACUGGACAAAGUAGAAGUUCGAGCAGGGGAAGCAGUCCUGGAAGAUCUCCAGUGCAGUAUUUUGAUGAACAAAUCCAAGGAUUUAAAGUGAAUCUAAAGCCAGAGAAGAAAUCCAAAUUUUCAACUGUUGUAUUGAAGAUACGUGGAAUUGAUCAGGGUCCUAUAGAUUUGUCACUUGCUCUCUUUACAAUUUUUAUCGGGAAAAAUGUACAGGCGACCUGGAGACAGCAGGUAACUGGUGGAAAGUUAAGGGAAAUAACCGAGGAAGCCAGAAGUUUUGCAAUUCGAAACAAGGCUCUUGCUGCGCUCUUUGUACAUACUCCGGCAGGUGAGCUGCAGCGCCAAGUUAGGUACUGGCUUGCUGAGAACUUUGACUUUCUUUCUGUUACUGGCAAUGAUGCAUUGGGAGGGUCAACUGGUCACUUGGAGCUUCUUUCUACUGCAAUCAUGGAUGGUUGGAUGGCUGGACUUGGCGCUGCACUGCCUCCUCAAACUGAUGCUCUUGGCCAGCUUUUAUUUGAAUAUACUAAACGUCUGUAUACUUCUCAACUUCAACAUUUGAAGGAUAUUGCUGGUACCUUGGCUGCAGAAGAGGUGGAAGAUGCAGCACAAGUAUUCAAGUUGCGUUCAGCUCUUGACUCCGUUGAUCACAAAAGAAGAAAGAUUUUGCAACAAAUGAGAAGUGACGCUGCUUUAUUGACAUUGGAUGAUGGUGGUUCACCUAUUCGAAGCCCCCCUACUGCAGCUGAAGAUGCACGAUUAGCAUCUCUCAUUUCACUUGAUGGCAUGUUGAAAGAAAUCAAGAAUAUGACAAGACAUUCUACACUAAAUGCUGUGAGCAAAAGUAAGAAGAGAGCAAUGCUUGCUUCUCUGGAUGAAUUAACACAACGGAUGCCUUUGCUACUUGAAAUUGAUCAUCCAUGCGCAAAGGGUCUCAUUGCAGGUGCUCGCCACUUGGUUGAGUCGACUCCUGAAGUUGAUGACAAUAUCCAAGAUCUAUCACAUGCUCGCAAGCCUUCAACAGAUCUGGGCUCCGGAUCCGAAACUGAUGUGGCACAGUGGAAUGUCCUCCAAUUUAAUACAGGCACUUCCUCCCCAUUUAUAAUCAAAUGUGGGGCAAAUUCAAGUUCAGAACUAGUCAUAAAAGCCGAUUCUCGAGUUCAAGAACCUAGAGGUGGUGAGAUUGUGAGGGUUGCCCCUAGACCAUCAAUUUUGGAAAACAUGAGCUUAGAGGAAAUGAAACAAGUAUUUGCCGAACUACCUGAGGCUCUUAGCUUGCUUGCCCUAGCAAGGACAGCGGAUGGAACUCGAGCACGGUAUUCUAGACUGUACAGGACCUUGGCUAUGAAGGUUCCAUCCCUGAAGGAUCUGGUUAGAGAGCUUGAAAAGGGUGGUGUGCUGAAAGAUGUUAGAACAUAGCCCACAAUAUGGUAAGCCGAUGAUGAAUUAUAGUGCGUUGUGUUGAUGUUAUCUGGGUUUUGGUUGUGUGGCUUUGCGAGUCAGUCUGUCGCGUUUGCUGGAUCCUGGGGAGACAAUCUAUGUACAUUGUAAGCGUUAUUCUGCCUGCGCCUGUUAGUGUUUUAGUGGUAGUUAGUUCAGUUUUGCCCGGGAGUGUAAUUAAGCGGUGUAUGUAUUUCUCAAGCAACCUGUAAAUAUGUUCUGAUACGAAUAAGUCUGAAUAGAAAUUAAGUUCUCAAUUACUCAAGUCAAAUAUCAAAAGAUGAUUGUCUGUACAUGCUGGUUUUUGCUGAUGAAAGAGCUAUUUAUCGCAUGA
Neltuma alba is the source of this 4385-nucleotide messenger RNA. Its product is annotated as kinesin-like protein KIN-14B. The transcript is spliced from 23 exons. Bases 122 to 4030 code for a protein of 1302 amino acids. Gene Ontology annotation, cellular component: microtubule cytoskeleton. The record is from RefSeq and is a predicted model, not a curated record. Gene Ontology annotation, molecular function: microtubule binding; microtubule motor activity; ATP binding. Gene Ontology annotation, biological process: microtubule-based movement. NCBI's taxonomy places the organism in Eukaryota, Viridiplantae, Streptophyta, Magnoliopsida, Fabales, Fabaceae.